Molecule: messenger RNA, 3392 nt
Organism: Sorghum bicolor (sorghum)
Lineage: Eukaryota; Viridiplantae; Streptophyta; Magnoliopsida; Poales; Poaceae
Product: receptor-like protein kinase FERONIA
Exons: 2
Coding region: 427-3060 (877 amino acids)
Biological process (GO): protein phosphorylation
Molecular function (GO): ATP binding; protein kinase activity
Source: RefSeq, a predicted model, not a curated record
CCACCCGCAGAAAGCUAGCCAGCCAAAGUGCCAACCCCCCAAACCCCCAUUAUAUCUACCACUAGCACUGCGAAGUGCGAGCGAAACUAAUCGCUCAAUUCUUCGUCGCCUCCUUCAUUUUGCCAGUUGCCACCAAAUACGCCGCGGCCGCUGCCUCACCCCGCUAGUCCGGCCGCCCUCCCCUCCUCGCAAGAAGCGUUCCUCCUGCCUGCAUCUUGGCUAGGAUCUGUAUAUGCCUUUUUCGGUGAACAAGAACUGAAAGACUACUGUCCCGACCACCCAGCAAUUUGCCAGAUUCUUUCUUGCCCAAAACCCCAAAGAGAAAAGGCCCAAUGUUCUGCUAAGCUAGAGAUGUUCCUAGAGCCAGCCAUCUUAUCUUAUAGCUAAACUGCUGUAAAAAGAGCCUUGUGAGACACCAACAAUCAAAUGGCACACCCAACCUUGUCAGCUACCCUCAGAUGCCUCACACUGCUAUGCAUCUUGGCACUUGCCGUGGCGGCUGACAACAAUACCAUUGGCUCUGGCCAGAUACGCUUGGAUUGUGGAGCAACAAGCCCAACAGGCCCAGAUGCUGAUGGCCGGAGCUGGGACAGCGACACCAAUUCCAAGUUUGCGCCUGCACUGAAAGGAAUUGCAGCAACUGCUUCAUACCAGGACUCUUCACUACCAUCCGCUACGCCUUACAUGACUGCUCGCAUCUUCACCUCAAAUUACACCUAUUCCUUUCCUGUUAGUCCUGGCUGCAUGUUCGUGCGCCUCUACUUCUAUCCUACCAAUUACGUUAGCAACCAUGCUGCUGCAGAUGCUUACUUUGGUGUCACAGCCGGCAAUCUGACCCUUUUAUAUGACUUCAAUGCCUCCCAAACUGCUGCGGCAGUUACUCCAGUUAGUGUCGCCUUCUUUGUUCGUGAAUACUACAUAAACGUUACUGAAGGCAGCCUAAACCUCACUUUCUCCCCAUCCACACACCACAAUGGCUCUUAUGCAUUCAUCAACGGGAUCGAAAUUGUGCCCACACCUGACCUCUUCACAACACCAAAACCAACACUAGUCAAUGGAGGAAACAUGGAUCUUGCUGGAACGGGGUUCCAAACAAUGUACCGGCUUAAUGUAGGAGGCCAGGCCAUCCCACCACAAGGAGAUGUUGACUUCUACCGUUCAUGGGGAGACGACAGUUUUUACAUAUAUGCUUCUGAUUAUGGUGUGACUUUUGGGAAAGACAACAAUCUUACAAUCACGUAUACACCCAGUGUACCAAACUACACUGCACCAUUUAAUGUCUAUGCAACUGCUCGCUCUAUGGGGCCAAAUGCCCAGAUCAACCUGAACCACAAUCUUACAUGGAUUUUACCUGUUGAUGCUGGGUUCUACUACCUCCUAAGGUUCCAUUUCUGUGAGAUCCAGUAUCCGAUAACAAAGGUGAAUCAGAGGUCAUUCUUCAUCUACAUCAACAAUCAGACAGCACAACAGCAAAUGGAUGUCAUCGCGUUUAGCGGAGGAAUUGGCAACACAGUGUACAGAGAUUAUGUUACCAUCACAGCUGGUUCUGGUCAGACGGAUUUAUGGGUUGCCCUCCACCCAGAUCUUUCGACGAGACCUGAGUACUUCGAUGCAAUAUUGAAUGGUCUGGAGGUCUUCAAGCUGCAGAAUUAUGGAAACAAUAGUCUUAAUGGGCUCAACCCUCCCCUUCCAUCUGUUGAAACUAAUAAUGGGAAAUCUAGUGGCAGAAACAAAAGUUCUGUGCCGGCAAUCGUUGGUGGAGCUGUUGGUGGUUUUGCUGCGCUGCUCAUUGCCUUUAUUGGUGUGUGCAUCAUCUGCAGAAGAAAGGAGGUAGCAAAGGAAUCUGGGAAACCCGAUGAUGGCCAGUGGACUCCUCUCACUGAUUACAGCAAGUCACGGUCAAACACCUCAGGGAAGACAACAACUACAGGGAGCCGUACAUCAACAUUGCCAUCUAAUCUUUGCCGCCACUUCUCAUUUGGUGAAAUCCAGGCAGCCACCAAUAAUUUUGAUCAAACCUCGCUCCUCGGCAAAGGUGGUUUUGGAAAUGUGUACCUUGGAGAGAUAGAUAGUGGCACAAUGGUGGCAAUCAAGCGUGGUAACCCAACGUCUGAGCAGGGUGUGCACGAGUUCCAGACUGAGAUUGAGAUGUUGUCGAAGCUCCGACACCGUCACCUUGUGUCGCUGAUUGGGUAUUGCGAUGAUAUGAAUGAGAUGAUUCUAGUGUAUGAUUACAUGGCCAAUGGGACUCUGAGGGAGCACUUGUACAACACCAAGAAGCCAGCACUCUCCUGGAAGAAGCGGCUUGAGAUAUGUAUCGGUGCCGCUCGGGGACUGCAUUACCUGCACACAGGUGCAAAGCAUACCAUCAUACACAGAGAUGUCAAGACCACCAACAUUUUGUUGGAUGACAAAUUGGUUGCUAAGGUUUCUGACUUUGGGCUGUCAAAGACUAGUCCAAAUGUCGAUAACACCCAUGUGAGCACGGUUGUGAAGGGAAGCUUUGGAUACCUUGACCCUGAGUACUUCCGACGGCAGCAGCUCACUGAGAAAUCUGAUGUCUACUCAUUUGGAGUCGUGCUGUUUGAGGUCCUCUGUGCACGCCCUGCCCUGAGCCCCUCGCUUCCAAAGGAGCAAGUGAGCCUCGCCGACUGGGCACUGCACUCCCAGAAGAAAGGCAUUCUUGGGCAGAUCAUCGACCCAUAUCUGCAAGGGAAAAUCUCUCCCCAAUGUUUCAUGAAGUUCGCGGAGACCGCAGAGAAGUGUGUGGCUGAUCACAGCAUCGAUAGACCAUCUAUGGCCGAUGUCCUCUGGAACCUUGAAUUUGCACUCCAGCUGCAGGAGAGUGCGGAGGACAGUAGCAGCGUCACCGACGGGACAUCUUCAAACACGUCUCCACUUACCAUCCUCAGGCUUCACUCGGAUGAACCAACGACAGACACCACCACCACCACAUCAACGAGUAUGAGCAUGACAGGACGGAGCCUCGCAAGUGUGGAUUCAGAUGGGCUGACCCCAAGCAGUGUCUUCUCGCAGCUCAUGCAUCCAGGUGGCAGAUGAAAACCGAAAAUAGAACUGCAGCCUGCAGUUAAUCUCUUCUGAUCUGCUAUAUGUUUCUAGUUUCAUGGUAUAUAUAUAUAUGACCUACUAGUAUAGUUAUCCUAUAUACAUAUAUAUUCAGCAUAUAGUUGCUUCAUCUUAAUAAAAAGUAGUUCAUCCUAUAUGUAUGUAUUGUGCCAGAGCCUGCAGAAAUCACUGUAAUGGCAAGGUACUUCCCUUUAAAUUAUCUGCUUAAACAUGUACCUGAGGUAUGUUUCUCACUUCAAGGCCGAUUUGUAAUAUUCACAUAUAUAUGAAAGUAAGGUGUCACCCUUUGAUUUCCUUGAUUGUAA